This is a messenger RNA of Apus apus (common swift), 4069 nucleotides long. RefSeq names its product metallo-beta-lactamase domain containing 2 (gene MBLAC2). The transcript has 2 exons. Lineage: Eukaryota; Metazoa; Chordata; Aves; Apodiformes; Apodidae. The record is from RefSeq and is a predicted model, not a curated record. Bases 4 to 852 code for a protein of 282 amino acids.
GCCAUGUCGGCGUUGGAGUGGUUCGCGCAUAAACCUUUGGGCGGUGGGAUCUUCUGGAUCCAAGAGCGGUUCUACGACUCGGGCAACCGGGCCAACAUUUGGCUGGUGAGGGGCUCGCAGCGAGACGUGGUUAUCGACGCGGGGCUGGGGCUGCGCAGCCUGCCCGACUACCUGCGGGCCGCGGGGCUGCUGGCGCCGGCGGCGGACGAGGAGGAGGAGGAGGCGGCGGGGCCGCGGCCGCUGCUGGCCGUGGCGACCCACGUCCACUUCGACCACUCGGGCGGGCUGCAGCACUUCGAGGAGGUGGCGGUGCACAGCGCCGAGGCGGCCGCCCUGCUGCGGGGGGACAACUACGAGGCGGUGACCUGGCUGUGGGAGCGGGAGGUGGCGCGGCCGCCGCGGCCCGGCUGGCGGGCCCGGCAGUUCCGCGUCCCGCCCGUGCGGCCCACCCGCCUGCUGCAGGAGGGGGAUGUGAUCAGCCUUGGAGACCGAGACCUUACUGUCAUGCACAUGCCUGGUCAUUCAAGGGGCAGUAUUUGCUUACAUGACAAAGACCGGAAGAUUCUGUUCAGCGGAGACGUGGUGUACGACGGAUCCAUGAUUGACUGGCUUCCCUACAGCAAGAUCACUGACUACGUUGCAAGCUGCCAGCGCCUCAUGGAGCUAGUGGACAGAGGCCUCGUGGAGAAGGUCCUGCCUGGGCACUUCAACAUAUUUGGGGCAGAAAGGCUGUAUCGGUUAGCUUCCAACUACAUUGCACAAGCUGGAUUUUGUCACAAGGUUUCUACUUGUGCCAUGAGAUCCAUUGCGAGCAUAGCACUCCGUAUCACCAAUCCCAGGGUCACUUCUUAGUGGCUGCACUUUGUGUGACCCAUUCCCUGCUGAGAACCCACAUGGCUUGUGAAAGUGUUGAUACAAAGAAAGGCAGUGUGCAUUAGUGAAGGUGGCAAAUUGGUAUAGAUCUGCUGCAAGCAUUCUCCCUAUUUUUGCCUACUUUAUUCCUAUUUUUAUAAAAAGUUCAGAAGCUAAUAGCUUUAGCCAAAGCUAACUUUUUUUUUUUUUCCAGAGCAUGUUUGCACAUGUAUUGUGAUUGUAAUACAUUGUUUUGGUUUGGUGUUCAUCCUGACAGAUGUGUAUAUGCCAAAAAUGAGAGGUUUUGCAUUCAUGCCUGAAACCUGUUGAUGUAGCACUAGGUUUGUGAGUUUUCAUUCAGCUCCUGCUCAGGUUUGGGCCUCACACAGCUCGUCCUAAGACCUGGUGUGUGCUGGGAGCAACACCAUUAGGUCAAAGCAAGAGCAGCACCUGUGCAGGAUUCAGUGGGCAGAGAGAGGUAAGGGCCAUUCUGCAGCCUUUCUCACCUGAAGCUCAGUGUCUGCUGCACCAGUCACCACCUGCAGCUUUGCAGAGUAGUUGCCUGGCAGUUUCUUUAGAAUUCACUAACAUAUGGAAAUGCUACAGACCAGGCUUCCAGGAUGGAAGGUGUGUAGGUACAUCAGCUUAACCAAAAAGCUUUUGAUGGGGAACUAACACCAGAUAGGUUGCUGGGGGCUUCCACACUUCCUGGUGAGGUGCAGGGGUUGCUUGCCCCAUGACAGAGGAGCAGGAAUGAGCACUCUCACCAUCGGCUAGGGAGCUGCUUUGCUUACAGGCCUGCCAGUUAGGAAUUGCAGAAUUUGUUAACUAAUGAAUCCAUAUGUUAGACUACUUUGUACAAAGUGGAUUGAAGGCCUUGCUUGAUGUGUUUGGUUUUUUUUUUCUGAUGAACUCAUAAAAAUUGUUUACAGAGUGUGUUGCUCUGUAAAUUUGAGAGAACUGGACUAUGACAAACUUAGUUUUAUUUGUGUUGAAGAGUAUUUCUAUGUGACUGGGUUGUAACUCAGCUGUGGUAGGGCAAGGAUAGAAGCUUUAACAUGAACUUGCCCUGCUGCAAGUGCUGCAUUAAACAACCAGUAUGCUUGUUACCCCAAAGUGAAUGUAACUUGAACUGUUUACUGUUUGCUUAUGAAGUGUUUAGUGUGUAUGUUUUUUAUGAAAAGUGCAUUGCAUUUCAGUCUGUUCCAAAAAAAAGUUUAAUACAUUGAGAAAUGCUAAAUGAGAUUGUAACUUGCUUAUGAAAAUUGAAUGUGUGAUAUUUAAAAGCUGUUGAAAUGGUUAAAGUGUAAUAAUUCUAACAGUAUAUAUAUGUAACUUUUUUUAAAAGGACACUGUCUGAUGUUAUUUUUGUAUUUAUACUUUCCUAAGAAGAGUGCAAAUGUUUUUUUUUCAAAGUUUUAGUAGAGUUGAACCUUAUUUGUUUGCAUUUGUCCCCCCACCCCUCAUCAUCAUACCCAACAGAAAGAGAGCCCACAGUUUGGGUUCUGCCUAAGGCGUGGGGGAGUGGAAAUUUAUAGCCUUCUUAAUAGGUAUGAAUUCUGAUUAAAAAAAACAAAACAGGUGCAAAAUAAAAGCAUCUCUGUCCAGAAAUUAUGAAAGAAAAUACAUUAUGAUGGUUUUUCUCCUCUCACUGACCACUACACUCCUGCCUUUCCUAUUUGAAUAUAUUCUUCACCAGGAUUUGUACAGGUUGUGAUGUGCCUAGUUCUUGUUAGCAGUGCCUAUCUCCAAGCUGAAGCAAAAUUGUCAGUGGGCAGGAGAGAUGUAGCAACGCAGCAUUGGAAAGACUGAUCACUUGCAUCAUAGUCCCUUUUUUGGAGGAAUACAAGUAUGUCAGUCUGUUAUGUGAAGAGCUUUUAAUCUGUAGGAAGACUUCUGUCAGAAAUUCAGCUAAGAGUUUAUCUUGGCCUCAUUUGGCCAGAGGAAGAAAUACAAAAGCUUAGCCUGGGAUGCAAAAAAGCCAUUCAGUGAAGAGGCCCAGAACAAACUCUAUAGUGUUGUUUUUUCUUUUCAGCUUGCUCAUGCAUGCUGGUAUUUACUUAGCAGUCCAGACUCUGAUUUUGGUAGCCAGAGGUUCACAGUGGACAAUCACAGAUCUGAGGUGGCAAGAGGGAAGGUCAGAAUGCCUGAAGAAAUACAUAGCACAGGAGCUUACACCAGCUACCCAGAUGAAGCCAUGAUGGGUGUCACAGAUGACCCCAACAGUCAAUUAAUUUCUUCAAAUUAGCCAUCUGUGGCAUAAAGCCAGUAGCAGUCUUACUCUGUUUCUGUGAGGGUUGUAGGAGCACUGGUGAAAAGCCUGUGCAAUAACAUGGACAGAGAGACCUCUUCUGUCACAAAGCAUGCCAAUACCUAUGCCAGUUGCCAAUGUUUUGCAAGUGUUCAUUAGAGUGAGAUCACACUGAUUUAGCAUUUUGUGUUACACUACUGUCAGUGUGGGGUUUUGAUCCAGUAUUACUGAUCCUGUAGCCAAAUUUUACUGUACUGUAAAGCCUGAGCUCUUAAAAAGGGAAGGCUUACAGGCAUGUCAAUUCAAAAGGAAAGAUAUUCCUUUGUAUAAAUCUGUGCUCAUUACCAGCUACAAGAUCUUUAAGUGUCUUGAUCACUGUCAAAAUGCCCUAUUAACCCAUGCUUAAUUCCAUUAAGUAUGUAUAGAUAACAGCAAUUGCCUGUUGUUAUGUUGUUUUUUUUCCUUGUCCAAAAUCUUAAGGGGAUAUUUUCCUAGCUCAGAAGUGAACUUUAUGUGAACACAGCCCCAGAUGGGGCAUGUGAGCAAAUUGCUGCUAUAAUCCAACUGAAAGUACUUUUUGAGGCUCUCAAAGUUAUUUUUGUAUUACAAGAAAUUCACUACUAGGUAAAUGCUGUCUUAAGUAUAAAGAACUGUCUCUGACUAUUUUUGUUAAGAAUUACCAAGUUUUACUCAUAAGAGUUUGACAGUGUCCCUUUAACACUAUUUGGAUUAAGUAUUUAAAACAUACAUGCUAAGUUUAAAUAUUGCAACAUUUUUGGCAUUUAGAACUGUGUUGUUAUGUUUGUAAAAUCUAAAUGUAGUUUUUAGUAGCCUGGAGAAUUGACAAGAUCAGAUGGGGAUUUUUGCUCUAGUCUGUCAAGACUCUUGUGAUGGUAACAACAGUUUACACAUAAAUAAUUUUACCAUGGAUAAUAAUAAUAAAAAAAUGUUAUAAUCCUAUGGAGU